Molecule: messenger RNA, 1815 nt
Organism: Anopheles stephensi (Asian malaria mosquito)
Lineage: Eukaryota; Metazoa; Arthropoda; Insecta; Diptera; Culicidae
Product: LITAF domain-containing protein-like
Exons: 3
Coding region: 433-813 (126 amino acids)
Molecular function (GO): zinc ion binding
Source: RefSeq, a predicted model, not a curated record
UGGUUGUCAAAUCGUUCUAGAUGACCCGACCUGUAGUAUAAAAAGACCUUCGCUAUAAAUACAACCUAUGAAGUCAGACGUACACAACCAGUGAAAAAGCAUCGAAAAAGGUGCGUGCGACCAAUCGUUUUCUUUUUUUGUGCUGGCUGCCACUGCCGUAACUCUCAAGUGUUUUCAACUAACCAACGAACGCGUUCAGACGUGUUCCCGGGUGUGUGUGUGCGCGAGAUAAGUUUCGACGAAAGAGCGUUGUAGUUUUGGCCAGAUCUCUGCGUACGAUCUACGGCCAAAUUUGCUGCAUUUACAUUCCGCUGGACAGUGUGAAACGGUAUUGCGAAAAAAGCGACUGCAUUUCGUCACAUUCGGAACAACCACCGAGCGCGCGGUACCGGACUUCACCAGCUGCACUUAGGAGAAGAUUUAAUUAUAAAGAUGACUAAAGAUGGACCACCACCGUACGGGUUCGUGGCGCCUCCAAGCGCGCCACCGAGCUAUGCGCAGGCGGUGGGAGGUGUACCCCCGUCCAGCCCGUUCACGCCGCAGCAACCGGUACUGACCAGUGCACAGAUUGUGACCACAGUCGUGCCGAUCGGGCCACAGUCGACGCACAUGGUAUGUCCCAGUUGCCAUUCGGAGGUCGUCACCAAGACGACCACGUCGCCGGGAAUGAUCGCUUACGUGUCCGGAUUCCUGAUCGCACUGUUCGGAUGCUGGCUAGGAUGCUGCCUAAUACCGUGCUGCAUUGACGAAUGUAUGGAUGUACAUCACACAUGUCCCCACUGUAAAGCGUAUCUGGGACGGCACAGGAGAUAAGCCAGCGCGGAAGCGGAGCGUGGCGCAGUACACAUCUCUGUGUACACUCUGAUACAUCGAGCAGUACAAUUGCGAGGAGAAGGAAGAAGGAAGGAAUGGAACAUGGCGAAAGGGUGGAAGAAAAUGUCCAAUGUGUGUGUGUGUGUGUGCUUAAAGCGAUUCCAAAUCCAAAAUAUGCUUCAACAGGAGACCAUCGGUGUUCUCUUGUGUUCUUGAAACUUGAGCUACUUUACUACCACUACAACCCAACUACUCCUAUCUGCAACCGCGAAUUGUUGCUGAUUUUGCAGCGUUCAUCGCCAUGUAGAGCGUGAAUCGAUGCACCGACGACCGGUAAAGUCCCGAACGAACAAAAAAAAAACAAGAAAUCUCUUAACGUGUGUCGAGUGUGCUUAUAAAAGGCCAAUUUUUCGAUGCAAAUCUCACAUUCAUUAGGUGCGUGCGUGUUUGUGUGUGUGUAUAUAAUGAAAACCUUAGGAUGUGGUUAACACAAUUAACGAGUAUCGUAUGUGUACUAAACUUUACGUCACUAUUAAUCAAUCGUUUGGUUCGGUGUUGCACUAUGCACUUUAACUCCCGCCCCCCUCCUUUCUCUUUAUCUUACCACACGCUCUGUAUUGUUACUGAGUUUUGAUUUACACGACGCAUAGAGCUUCCGUUGUAUAUGGUUGAAGUUUUUUUUUUUUAUAUUUUUACUCUGUGUGUGAACGUCUGCUGUUUACCGAUUCACACAUGUACGCGGUACUACUAUUAACACAACACCAUUGUUCGGAGACAACAGUUGAUUUAUGCUCGCGUAGGAGGGAAUGUGCCAUGUGCGCGUGUUGGCCAUCGUGUGUUAGGUGCGUGGAUAACGUUUGACAAAACGUGCGAGCUGAAACCCUUCAUGAAAUCUCUGAUCUGACGCUGAUCUUAUUCUGAAUCUGACGCUAGGGGCAGCUAAAUCGUGUUAUAAACCGAAAUGAUAUUAACGUAAUAAAUAUAAUCAGUGUAAAGUUUUAA